AUGGAAAAACAGCUGGAGAGAGUCCGCUCCGGGUUGGGAGACGUUGCAGAACUUUGCUGCUUCGUCGUGCACAAGCGGUGCCAUGAAUUUGUUACUUUCACCUGUCCGGGUGCUGAUAAGGGUCCUGCUUCUGAUGAUCCCAGGAGCAAGCACAAAUUUAAAAUCCACACCUACUCCAGUCCCACCUUCUGCGACCACUGUGGCUCGUUGCUGUACGGACUCAUCCACCAGGGGAUGAAAUGUGACACCUGCAUGAUGAACGUCCACAAGCGCUGCGUGAUGAACGUCCCGAGCCUGUGCGGAACGGACCACACCGAGCGCCGGGGCCGGAUACACAUCAAGGCGGAUAUCGACAAAGAGGUUCUCACCGUUGUAGUAAGAGAUGCUAAAAAUCUAGUUCCUAUGGACCCUAAUGGCUUGUCAGACCCUUAUGUGAAACUUAAACUAAUCCCCGACCCGAAAAGCGAAAGCAAACAGAAGACCAAAACUAUAAAGUGCUCUCUGAACCCUGAGUGGAAUGAGACUUUUAAAUUUCAGCUGAAAGAGUCAGACAAAGACAGAAGGUUGUCGGUGGAGAUUUGGGACUGGGAUCUGACCAGCAGAAAUGAUUUUAUGGGGUCUUUGUCAUUUGGAAUUUCUGAGCUGCAGAAAGCGGGCGUCGACGGAUGGUUCAAACUGCUGAGCCAAGAGGAGGGGGAGUACUUCAACGUCCCCGUGCCGCCGGAGGGAGAAGAAGGAAAUGAGGAACUGCGGCAGAAAUUUGAGAGAGCCAGGAUCGGGCCGGGCGCCAAGGCGGCCGAGGAGCGGACGAUGAACGCCAUUUCUAAAUUUGACAACAACGGGAACCGAGACCGGAUGAAGCUGUCGGAUUUUAAUUUCCUCAUGGUGCUGGGGAAAGGCAGCUUUGGCAAGGUCAUGCUCUCGGAAAGGAAAGGCACGGACGAGCUCUACGCGGUGAAGAUCCUGAAGAAGGACGUCGUUAUUCAGGAUGACGACGUGGAGUGCACGAUGGUGGAGAAGCGGGUGCUGGCGCUAGCUGGGAAGCCCCCGUUCCUAACACAGCUUCACUCCUGCUUUCAGACAAUGGAUCGCCUGUAUUUUGUGAUGGAAUACGUGAACGGAGGGGACUUAAUGUACCAGAUUCAGCAGGUUGGCAGGUUUAAGGAGCCCCACGCCGUAUUCUACGCAGCUGAAAUUGCCAUCGGUCUCUUCUUCCUACAAAGCAAAGGCAUCAUUUAUCGAGACCUCAAGCUGGACAACGUGAUGCUGGAUAGCGAAGGGCACAUCAAGAUUGCAGACUUCGGCAUGUGCAAGGAGAACAUCUGGGACGGGGCGACCACCAAGACCUUUUGCGGCACUCCUGACUAUAUCGCCCCCGAGAUAAUUGCUUAUCAGCCCUAUGGGAAGUCCGUGGAUUGGUGGGCAUUUGGAGUUCUGCUCUACGAGAUGCUAGCUGGCCAGGCGCCCUUCGAAGGGGAAGAUGAAGACGAGCUUUUCCAGUCCAUUAUGGAGCACAACGUCGCCUACCCCAAGUCCAUGUCCAAGGAGGCCGUGGCGAUUUGCAAAGGGCUAAUGACCAAGCACCCGGGGAAACGCCUGGGCUGCGGCCCGGAGGGGGAGCGGGAUAUCAAGGAGCACGCCUUCUUCCGCUACAUCGACUGGGAGAAGCUUGAGCGCAAAGAGGUCCAGCCGCCGUUCAAGCCCAAGGCGUGCGGACGGAAUGCUGAAAACUUCGACCGAUUUUUCACCCGCCAUCCACCCGUCUUAACUCCACCUGACCAGGAAGUCAUCAGGAAUAUUGACCAAUCAGAAUUCGAAGGAUUUUCCUUUGUUAACUCUGAAUUUUUAAAACCUGAAGUCAAGAGCUAAGUAGCUGUGUAGAUCUCAUUCCUGCAUCUAUAUCACCCAGUCCCGGGAGCUGUCGUGGUGACAUUCUUCAUUGCAAAAGUUGCAUUCAUGGUUUUUCUUUUGUAAUGAUACUAGAGUGACCAGGUUUCAAAGCCGGAAGUGUCUUCACAGAAGGUGGGACCACUCUGAAUGACAGAUGCGGUGUGAAAAGUACUGCAAUUUCGUUAGGUUUGAAUCCAAUUUAAUCAUAGUUAAUGGCAUCCGGGCAUUGGCCAACAGAUCAUGAAAUGGUGUCUAAGAACACACCAGUCACAGCCCACGACAAUUGGGAGAAAUCGACGUGUGUGCCUAGCUUUCCUGUUCCUUCACUUAUCUUGCCCUUCAAUGUAAGCACGUGAAAGUAGCUGCUGUCAUUUCAGUCUGCCAGUGGCAAAGAAAGUGGUUUUUAUUGAAACUUUACCUGGGGAUUAAGUGUGGAACACUGAACUUUGCAGGCUUCUAAUUAAUCUUUAGCCCCACCCCUAACCUCUAAGCAAAUAAAACAGCAAGUGGUCCUGUAGCACCUUAAAGACUAACAAAAAUAUCGGCACAGUAUCAUGAGCAUUCAUGGGCACGACCCACUUCCUAUUAGCAGACCCGGCCAAAGGCCCAAGGCAGCUCGCUUCCCAGUCGGGGCAGAGAGUGAGCGGCCGAGUAGGCGAGGCCGGGCCUGCCUGUUAGUUUGUCCAAAGAUUGGACGUGGGUCCUCUCGUCUCACAUGAGACCCUAAGUCCUUGUUUAUUUAAAUACAUUGCAAAACCUCUUGCCUUUAAAAAAAAAAAAUUCAUCAAACACAGCGCUCCCUGCUAGCAGUAAUAAAUUACUGGGGAAACCAAAUCCAUUGCUCACGCAGAUUUCUCCUGAUUGUGCAGUUUCUUAGUAACUUCUUUUUAUUAAAAGAAAGCGUGUCAGCCAGGAAUCAAAUGAAAGUUAGAAAAGAAUCCUUGUAAAUGCUUUCAAAUCUAUGGUCACCCUAGUAAACUCCAUACAUGACAUGGUUUUCCAUUAUUUCAUAUCAAACCUUUUGUUUGUUCGUUUGUUUGUUCGGGGUUUUAUUUUCAAAUGCCAAAAUGAUGAACUCAGUUUGUUACAUGCGCUUUGAAUGUGUCAAAAAUGAUAUUAAUGGAAAUGAGCUGAUAUUGAAAGUCGAGCCGUAUUGUGAACUCUGAUGAAGCCUGUAAAGGAUUUUGUUUUCACUAAUAUUCCUACCUUAACUAAUGUUGCUGGAUAUUUAAAUAGUCUGACGUUUGUGUUCCUAGCAUCCAAAACGGAGAAGGAAAAAAAAAAGCUUUGGGAAAGAUGAGCUCCCUUCCUUUGUAGUGCUCUGCCAGUGUCUGUGGGCUGUCCCCUUGAACCAAGCUGCUUGGAGCUGUAAUGUGCCAAUCUUUUUCCAAUACUGAUUAUAAAA
Messenger RNA from Pelodiscus sinensis (Chinese soft-shelled turtle), 3295 nucleotides. NCBI's taxonomy places the organism in Eukaryota, Metazoa, Chordata, Testudines, Trionychidae. The record is from RefSeq and is a predicted model, not a curated record.